Molecule: messenger RNA, 1590 nt
Organism: Argentina anserina (silverweed cinquefoil)
Lineage: Eukaryota; Viridiplantae; Streptophyta; Magnoliopsida; Rosales; Rosaceae
Product: putative methylesterase 12, chloroplastic
Exons: 6
Coding region: 379-1413 (344 amino acids)
Biological process (GO): salicylic acid metabolic process; jasmonic acid metabolic process
Molecular function (GO): methyl jasmonate esterase activity; methyl salicylate esterase activity; methyl indole-3-acetate esterase activity
Source: RefSeq, a predicted model, not a curated record
UCUCAAAUUCUCAAUAACAGUGUUUCUUCACUAUAACCAUGGCUUUGAGUCUUUGACCGUCAAUUUUGUCUCAAAGACUCUCAAGAGCUUCUUCUUCUUCUUUUUGGUUAAAGACUCCCAAGAGCUUGGUUACAUGUGCAAACGCUAAAUCAUCAACGACCGGGAGCCACGUCGUAGCAUAAACAAAGAUCGAAGUAGCUAUCUCACUUUUCUACUGCGAGUUCUAUAUGAUUCCCAGAGUCAGUUAAAACUGAGCAUUAAAACUUUGAAAGAAACAGGAAAUGAAAGAACAUUAAAGAGCUAUCAAUUCAGUUGGGCAAGCAGCAGUUGUUGUAGUGUUCCAGUUUGUGGGUUCUGCUCGGAGCUCGUUUUCCGGUGAUGGGUAAUCGAUUUAUUUGCAUGUCCAAGAAGGAAACCAAAGAGAAUGGAUCCAGAAGUAAGAGGGUGAACCGCUCACAGAGGAAACUUCUUGCAGACGAUGAGUUCUUGCACAGGCAAGCUCUUUCUAUGGCUAUUCAUCAGCACCAAUUGUCUCAGAGGUUUGAUGGAUCCAUGUCUAGGAGAAUCAAUGGCUCCACCAGCUCUAGGAGAACCACUCUGCCUGAUUCAGUGAUAAAGCAGGUACCUGAAAAUUUGGAUAACCUUACAACAAAAAAGUUUAUUUUAAUACACGGAGAAGGGUUUGGUGCAUGGUGUUGGUACAAGACAUUUGCUCUGCUGGAGGAAGUAGGACUGCUGCCCACUACCUUUGAUCUCAAGGGUUCUGGUAUUGAUCUCACAGAUUCUAACUCUGUUACUACUUUAGCAGAGUAUUCAAAACCCUUGAUUGACUAUCUACAAAGCCUUCCAGAGGAUGAAAAGGUUAUUUUGGUUGGUCACAGUACUGGUGGUGCCUGUGUUUCUUAUGCACUGGAGCACUUUCCAGAAAAAGUUUCUAAAGCAAUAUUCAUCUGUGCUACUAUGGUGUCUAAUGAUCAGAGACCCUUUGAUGUAUUUACUGAAGAGCUUGGUUCUGCAGAGGAUUUUAUGCAACAAUCAAAGUUUAUGAUUCAUGGAAAUGGAAAAGACCAGCUUCCUACAGGAUUUAUGUUUGAGAAAGAACAGAUGAAAGGGUUAUAUUUCAAUCAAUCUCCUGCAAAGGAUGUUGCUCUGGCUAUGGUGUCCAUGAGACCUAUCCCACUAGGUCCAAUCAUGGAGAAGUUGUCACUGUCACCUGAGAAGUAUGGAACUGGCCGGCGCUUCUUCAUUCAGACAUUAGAUGAUCGAGCACUUUCACCAGAUGUCCAAGAAAAGCUGGUGAGGGAAAAUCCACCAGAGGGAGUGUUCAAGAUUAAAGGCAGCGAUCACUGCCCAUUCUUCUCAAAGCCAACGUCACUGCACAAAAUAUUGGUGGAAAUUGCUCAGAUCCCAUAGCACAAAUAUCAGGAAGGAGAUUCCUGUAUCAUACCUUCCCUUUACUGAACAUAGUGUAGCUGAUUACGUAGUUCCACAAUGUGAUCACAUGGAAGCUAUAGUUGUAUGUAUAACAUUCUGGCCGGGUUUCUUUGUGCAAACUUAUGUUCUAAAUCGAUGACCACAAACUUCUUGAGA